Molecule: messenger RNA, 336 nt
Organism: Suncus etruscus (white-toothed pygmy shrew)
Lineage: Eukaryota; Metazoa; Chordata; Mammalia; Eulipotyphla; Soricidae
Gene: GUCA2A
Product: guanylate cyclase activator 2A
Exons: 3
Coding region: 1-336 (111 amino acids)
Cellular component (GO): extracellular region
Molecular function (GO): guanylate cyclase activator activity
Source: RefSeq, a predicted model, not a curated record
AUGAAUUCCUUCCUGCUUUCCACACUAUGCAUCCUUGGGGCCUGUGCAGCCCUGGCAGGGGGUGUCAUGGUACAGGAAGGGAAGUUUUCCUUUUCUCUAGAGUCUGUGAAGAAGCUCAAGGAUCUACAGGAGUUCCAGGAGCCCAGCAUUUGGAACAGCAAGGAGUUUGAUGGCCCCUUGGUUCCCACCCUCUGUAAAAAUCCAGAGUUUCCAGAGGAGCUCAAGCCGCUGUGCAAGGAGCCCAACGCCCCUCAGAUGCUCCACAGGCUGGUGGCCAUCGCCGAGAACCCAAGCACAUGUGAGAUCUGUGCCUUCGCUGCCUGUGCUGGAUGCUAA